AUGGCCCAAACGCCCCAAGUCGCAAUUGUAGGUGCAGGCAUAGCUGGCCUCGUCCUCGGCCGUUGCCUCCUCAAACACGGCAUCCGCGCCGUGCUGUACGAGCGCGACGCCCUCAAACCUCGAUAUGGGUACUCGAUCACUCUCCAGCCGGCGGCGUAUCGACAAAUUCUGCCUGUUCUGGACUUGGACGAGAGGGGUUUUCGGCAGAGAGUGAGUGUAGAUGGUACUGCGGGUGGGGAGUCGACUCAUGGCUCGUCGUCUUUCCGAGCUACCAGGUUGAAACUCGAGGAGCUGCUUCGUGAGGGGUUGGACAUUCGGUGGGAGCAUAAACUGAUUGAGGUCGAUUCCGCUUCCUCACCUUCUGGCCUGGCGUUUGAAAAUGGCAGCAAAGCGACGUCUCAAAUCAUCGUCGGUGCAGAUGGAGUGCACUCGCAAAUCCGCAAGACUAUCUCGCCCUCUACCGAAUUCGAUAUCCUGCCGUACGCAGUGUACAACGGCAAACGACGUCUGAGUGCCGCCACUUUCCAGAGCAAAUACGCAUCCCAUUUCCGCGAGUCGUCGGUUCUUACGCACAAAUCACGCACGGGCAACAAGAACACCCUCCUUCAAAUCAGCAUUAACGAACUCACCCAAGACAAAGCGAGUCUUAGCUACGUUUUUUCUCGGCCAGCACUAUCCAACAGCGGUGAAGAUCCUCUCUUCAGACCUACAAGGCCAAUUUCCGGGGCACAGGAGAUCCCAGACCAGCUUUUCAAUGAAAUCACGCAAUUGGAUAGCCUGCCUCCUGCUCUCACUGAGAUCUUCAAACCUGAAGCAAUGAAGGAGGACAGAUUGUUGAACUGGUUGAUGCGUACUUUGUUCGUCCCGGAAGCGAAUCUGAAUGCGGCGGCGGAGAAGGGGAUAGUGCUACUGGGGGAGGCGGCGCAUGCGGGGCCGCUGCUGGGGAGUGAAGGGGCGAAUGAGGCGAUUGAGGAUGCGGUUGCAUUGGCGGGAGUUAUUGCCCAGAGCAAGGAUCUAAAGGAAUUCUAUCGCGAAACAUAUGCUGGCUGGGAGAAGGGCGUGAGAGAUGGGAGGGGAAGACUGGAUGAGAUGCAUCGGGUCGCGGAAUCUUCGAGUUUGUAG
This is a messenger RNA of Neohortaea acidophila, 1122 nucleotides long. RefSeq lists its product as uncharacterized. Bases 1 to 1122 code for a protein of 373 amino acids. Gene Ontology annotation, molecular function: FAD binding. Lineage: Eukaryota; Fungi; Ascomycota; Dothideomycetes; Mycosphaerellales; Teratosphaeriaceae. The transcript has a single exon. The record is from RefSeq and is a predicted model, not a curated record.